AUGAAGCGCAAGACAGAUAUGCGAGGCUCCUUGGAUGGCAAUGCCAUGCCAGAGUCCAAAAAGAGGGCUCUUUCCAGUGAGGAGGCUGCUUCCCGCUUCCGUGAUGGCCUAUUCGACACCGCGGAACAGCAGAAGUACACCAGCGAAUACGCCAAUUCUUCUCCCUACCUCCACGGCGUGAUCCACCCCCUCAUCGAGCCUAGCCUGCUCCGCUCAGUCCGCGAGGAGAUCGAAACACAGGUAUCCUUCACUGAGAAGGAAACCGACAUCUACAAAAUCUUCCAGUCUGGUGAUCUCGCCAACCUCGAUGGACUGGAUGACUCUUCUCUUUCGAAGCUUCCUUCGGUUUUGAAGCUGCGCGAUGCGAUGUACUCGGCACGGUUCCGCGAGUAUCUAUCUUCCGUCACCGGCUCCGGCAAGCUGAGUGGGCAGAAGACCGACAUGGCGAUCAAUGUUUACACUGAGGGCUGCCAUCUCCUCUGCCACGACGACGUCAUCGGGAGCCGCCGUCUCAGUUACAUUCUCUAUCUCACCGAUCCCGAGACACCCUGGCAAGCUGAGUGGGGCGGUGCACUGCGCUUGUUCCCGACGACCACUGAGAAGGACGCCAAGGGUGAGGACGUCAAGAUCCCCAGCCCAGACUACAGCUUGUCCAUCCCGCCCGCCUUCAACCAACUCAGCUUCUUCACCGUUCAGCCCGGUGAAAGCUUCCACGACGUCGAGGAGGUGUACCACCCACGCGAAGAUGAGGACAAGUCAAAGAAGCGCGUCCGUAUGGCUAUCAGUGGAUGGUUCCACAUUCCCCAAGAAGGCGAGGAUGGAUACGAGGAAGGACUAGAGGAGAAGCUUGCCGAACGCAGCAGUCUCGCCCAGCUCCAGGGCCGCGGUGAUAUCUACGACCUGCCCCAGCCCCAGCCUGUCUCCUGGGAAGAGCCGGAAGUCGAGGGCAAGGGCAAGGGCAAGGUUGAAGAACAAAACGAUGGCGAGUUCAGCGCGUCUGAACUCGGCUUCUUGGUACAAUACAUUGCGCCCACGUACCUGACACCUGAUAUCGCUGAGGAGAUGUCCGACGCAUUCUCCGCCGAGUCUUCGCUCAGCCUAGAGAGCUUCUUGCAUGACAAGUUUGCUUCACGCGUGCGUGCAUACAUCGAGGAUCAAGAAAGGCAGGCGCUUCCUGCUUCCGCGGAUGAAAUUCAGAAACAGCGCGGGUGGACUGUUGCUCGCCCGCCUCACAAGCACAGAUAUCUUUAUCAGCAUGCAUCCGGCAAGGAAGAGCCCGAGAACCCGCUUCAAGAGCUCCUGAAUGUGCUGUUCCCUUCGCAGGCUUUCCGAAAGUGGCUCGGUAUCAUCACUGGUGUUGACCACCUCACUAGCCACGAUUUGAUGGCGCGACGAUUCCGUCGUGGUGCGGAUUACACUCUCGCCAGUGCUUACGAAGGCGAGGAGCCUCGGCUUGAGUUCACGCUCUGCCUCACUCCCAGCACAGGCUGGGAGAAGCAGGAAGAGGAGGAAGAAGAUGAGGACGAGAAUGAGAGCGAGAAUGAGAACCCAGAAUCCAAACCGUCAUCUGCCAAGGUACCUGAGCCAAAAGACAAAGCUAAUGCCGAUGAAGUUGAGGGACCUGCACUUGGUGGCUAUGAGAUCUACAUGGCUGGCGACGAUGAAGAAGAGGAAGAUGAAGAAGACGCCGAGAAUGCAGACCAAGACGACGGUAUUCUCUUCAGCACACAGGCUGGAUGGAACCGACUCAGCAUUGUGCUGCGUGAUAGUGGGACUCUCAAAUUCGUCAAGUACGUCAGUGCAGCGGCUAAGGGCGACCGCUGGGAUAUCACUGGUGAUAUUGGCGUUGAGUUUGAAGAAGAGGAUGACGAUGAUGAGGAUGAAGAGGAUGAGGAUGAAGAUUGA
Molecule: messenger RNA, 1905 nt
Organism: Penicillium soppii
Lineage: Eukaryota; Fungi; Ascomycota; Eurotiomycetes; Eurotiales; Aspergillaceae
Product: oxidative DNA demethylase
Exons: 3
Coding region: 1-1905 (634 amino acids)
Biological process (GO): regulation of translational termination; peptidyl-proline hydroxylation
Cellular component (GO): cytoplasm
Molecular function (GO): L-ascorbic acid binding; peptidyl-proline dioxygenase activity; iron ion binding
Source: RefSeq, a predicted model, not a curated record